GUUUACCAAUAUGUGAAUAAUGGAGGAAAAUCACACCUGAACCAGCAUCUUCAGGACAGUGAAGCUCAGACAGGUGUGUUGGUGUGUUAAAGUCGUCUCAUAAUCAAGCACACAGCCGUGGCGUCUGCAGCUGUAUGUUCUGUGUGUAUCAUGAGCUCUGACUGACCUCACAAACACUUUCCUUAAGUAGCCUAUAUUUCAAACUCUACUUGAGUGGCCCUCUGGAUCGGGCUUCCCUGACACAGUGGGCACAGUGUAUCUAUGUACAAUCUACUGUAUAUAUGUACAAUGUAUAUAUGUGCUGUAUGUAUAUGUGAUGUAUGCAUGUAUAAACAUCUCUCUCUCUAUAAGCUCUUCCCGUUGGUUUCUUCACUCUAGUGGACCAAAUGCCAAUGACUUUGCUUUCUAAACAAGAGAGACAUGACUAACACAGUAACUAUGAUAUUUUAUUGUGAAUUCAAAUUAUAUUUAAAUAUUCAUAUUUAUUGAUAGAGUAUAAUCUGAUAGAUUUAUGAAGGCAGCAUCAUGUAUUAUUUGCUCUGAGUUCAAUUCUGUGACAGCUGAGCUAAAAAAAUUAAAUGGUGUCUGAAAGUUGUGGUUUGUGGUCAGUUUGUGUGUAGUAGGAAGAACUAGUAUUGUAGUAAUGAGACAUAUUUAUAGGUAGUGGCAGUUUCAUGACUUGACCAGUAGAUGGCAGCAAUGGUCCACACAUGCUGCUCACUAAAGGCCAGUGAUCCACAUUUGAAAAUGCCUGAAAAGUAGUUGUAGGAAUGAAUGUUACAGACACAGUGAACUGUAGUUUAGGAAGCUGAGGCCUGUUAGCUCAGAGGGACCCAGGUUCAAGACUGAUUGGAGUCAUUGUCAGGGUUUUGGACUCACGUUUUGUCAUCUGCCUGUGUUCCCUUCCUUUUUACCCAUAUUUGGUUUAGUUCCUGUUCUGUAUUUCAAAAAAAAAAAAAAAAAAAGAUACAAAGACAAUAAUUAAAUGGAAUUGUAGACAACACUUCGGGGGUUCGGCAGUUGGUGGUUGGGACAUGGUGCUCAAGCUUCCUGGUCUCUAUGUAACUCCGCCCAUGACAUUUCACCACUCCGUUACACUGAUGAACUGCUGCUGUUGGUGACAUUGAUGGUUUGUGAAAGCUGCUGAACGGGGGCACAAGUUUGGAAACCCAAGAAUAGCAUUAAUAGUUCUGAUAAAUAUUUUACAAAAUGUUAUGUUUAUGACAUUUGGCUUUUAUAAUGAAUUUGAGUGUUUAAGCAACUGAGAAAAUAUGGAAUAAGAAUUAAGAAAAAAAAAAAAAAAGCUCCUAAACUAAUCAAAAUUCUUAUGUGUUUAGUUUUACCAACAUUUCUCAUUCUGCAAGAAGCACUAACAAAACAAGAUCUGAAAACCACUGAUGUGAGCUUCUCGUCACACACAUGUGGUUUAUUUGGCAUUACAGCAUCAACUGGAAAUUCUUAGUAAUGCGUCCAAGUUAAUGCAAGCUGUUUAUACUUUGACUUGUACUUCCUCUUUCACAUUAUUCUCUCAGAGAAUGUUAAAAAAUAUUUUAAUUUUAUUUCAUAAUGAUAUUUCCCCCCAUUUUAAAUUCUUAUUAUCCAAUAAAAGGUUAGAAUGUUGUGAUUUUUUUAAAUAAAAGAUCAAAGGAUUAACAAUGCAGAUUAAUUUUCACAGCCUUCUUUGAUCAUAUUUACCAAGGGUGCCGAUAUUUUUGGCCAUGACUGUAAGUACAGCAGUGUUUCUUAUUUGUCACCAUGUAUAUACACUUCAGAUAAGUACCUUAUGUUACCACUCACUUGCCUGUAGGUACAAGAUAUUUACCAUGUAUGUACCAGGGAAGUACACAUACUGUAAAAUAAAGUGCUACCUGCAUUUCUUUAAACAUGACACAAUUUGAAAGCAGAGAGUCCUGAGACCUUGUUUCAUACCAACCUGCUCUGUCUUGUCUGUCGGCAUUUUGUCAGUUUCCUCUUUCCUCUGCAAUGUAUUUUUCACUGCGAACAUGGUGUGUAGUGCGAGAGCGGCAGUGUUUGUCGGGGGUGGCAACAACAGUAAUUAAGGAGGGCAGGUCUUUGAUGAAGUGAAAAUGAGACCAAUCGGACCAAUCACUGCAGAUUAGUGUUACGCAAACGAGGGGUUUGAAAAUGAAUCGUUGAACAAAUCGUUUGGGAGUCGUUGAGCAAGUAAGGUAAAAAUAAAUACAUAUUAUAAGACAAUGAAAGUGUUUUUGACCUUGCAUGCAUGUCAGUCUGUUGUUGGGUACUCCCAAAACCAAAAUAUGAACCUUUCAUUACCCAUAAUAGGGGGACUUUAAACAUAGGUGAUUGAAUGUUGCUUUGGUGUUGCCACCAGUGGCGCCUGCAGCCGUACAGCUGUACGCACUGUGCGUACCAUGAGAGGGCGCUAAUUAAUGCUGGGUUUUUUUACAUAAUUUUUACAGCGAUUAUUAAUCUAUCUGUGUACUGUACACUCACAUAUUGAGAAAACAAGAGAUAAUGAGAAUAAAUAAAGGUGUGCGUUUGUGUUUUAAAGUGUGUAUGUACUUGCAUGGUUGGGGAUGAGUAAAAAUAAAUCUAUUGGCUUUAGUUUUGUUGGCACUUUUUCCACACACAAAAGCAAUUACAAGUCAGAUAGUUAUUGUUUAAAACAAAGUUCAAAAUGAGUUAACACUCUCUAAAACAGCUAAUUUAGACAUUUGCCAAACGGCCUAAAACUAAUGAGGCAAAUAUUAGUUGUCACAUCGGCACCUGAGUCGGGGAACUCCAGGCCCAGCCCCAGUCUCUUUCAUCAGAUGAUUCAGAUCCAGCUGACAGCUGCUCAGCCUCCUCGCAUGGAACCGCUACCCUCCAACAGCAACCUUCUGUUAGUUCUGCCAAGCCACAGGUGCCUGCUGCUUGCUGCCCGGUUACAACAAGAACUGAUGUAGCAGAUAUUGGCACAUUUAAAUCGGCUACUGAUUCUGUUAAACUCGGUGCACUGCAGAGUAGAUUCAGACUACCCAGAGACUGGGUCGCUCCAUCAAGAUCCAUUUUUGGGAAACAAAGAAAAAUCCUAAUGAGUUUUUCAGUGAGACUUUAUAUCCAACAUUGAGAUACAGCAUAUCACAGGAUGGCCUGUUCUUUGUGGCCUGCAUGCUUUUCUCCUCUGGCGAGAUGACUCUCAGGACAAAGCCACUCAGUAACUGGAGUAACGUGAAAAAAAAUGUCACAAAGCAUCUAUCCACUCAAGCACAUCAGUUACGUGCUCAGUUAUGUGCAGCAGUGUGUGUACAGGAACGAUGCAGUCAAUUUGUAGAGCAUGAUCGUUCCCACCAAGACACAACAGAACACAACAAGUAUGGUAUCAAAGCAAUAAUUGAUUUAAUUGCUGUUUGCGGACAGCAAAAUGUACCUCUUAGAGGUCAUACAGACAAACGCAGCAAUUUCCAUGCGUUUCUUAACUCUCGUGCAGAUGGUGAUGUAACCUUAAAACAGUAUUUGCAGCUUGCACCUUCAAACACAAAUUACUGUGGUCAUCAAAUACAAAACAAAAUAGUUGAGUUGUGUGGGAAACAGAUUCAGAACACAAAUCUUGAGAAAUGCAAAUGAGUCCAGUGAUUCUCUCUGCUGUCGGAUGAAACAGCUGACAUCAGCAAUUCAGAACAAAUCUCGCUACUAGUCCGCUGUGUGGAUCGUGACUCUGGCAACUUUUCCGUUCGAGAGAACGUUUUGUGCUUCGUUUCCACUGCUGAUACCACUGGCGAGACGCUAACAAAAUCAUCACUGGACAAGCUAGAAGAAUUGAAAUUACAGUCUAGCAAUCUGGCGGGACAGCGGUAUGAUGGGGCUGGGAACGUAAGUGGCAAGGUGCGAGGUGUACAAGCCCACAUUAAACAGCUGUACCCGGCUGCCACCUAUGUGCAUUGCAGAAACCAUGCACUUAAUUUGGCGAUAGUGCAUCCCUUUGGUUCGAAAUGCCUUGAAUGCUGUACAAGACAUUGUAUCUUUCAUACCAGCUUCACCAAAACAGCUGAAAACCUUUUUAGUUGAAAGCAGCACGAAUCAGCAUUUACAAAAGUUUUCAGACACACGCUGGUCUCAGCACGAUGUGUGCAUUAGCACUGUCAUCCAAAACUACGAGAACAUCUAUGUGACAAUGGAUCAACUGAAGACUGAGGGGGACCCCAGGAUCUGCAAUACAGCGAUGUCUCUAGGCAGAACAAUGGAGUCGUUUGAUUUCAUUAUCAGCAUUAUUGUGAUUCAGGGUUUACUACAAUAUCUGAUGCCUCUUAGCAACAGUUUGCAAAACCCAACUUGUGAUCUACCGAGUGCUGCUAGUAAUGCAAGUGCAUUAGUGAUGCCGGGAGGAUGUGACGUUCGGAAAGAUGUGGGAUCAAAGUUGUGAGUUGGCUGCAGUCAAACACAACCAGCAACAUCACAAGAUGAAUAUUGGCAAUGGAAUCUGUUUCUUUCCUUCAUAGAGCACCUCGCAUCUGAAGUGAAAGACUGAGUUUGCCUUAAAGAACACGGCGGAAUUUUACCCAAAUUUACAUUGUGUACUGAAAGUACCUCCUAACAAUGCCAGUGUCCACUGCCUCUGCAGAGCGGUCUUUCACCAUAUUGAGGCACCUAAAGACAUAUUUAUGCAACACGAUGACAGACCACAGGCUCACUGGACUUGCCCUUAUGAACAUUCAUCCUGAAAUUAAAAUCAACAGUUUGGAAGUGCUUGAACAAUUCGAUGUGACCGGGAGGAGAUGAGAAAACCUAAAAUAGGUAAACAAGUUAUAUCUUUUAUUAAUAAUGUAAUGGUGUUUCUUGAGUAUUUGUGUGUUUGAGCACUCGAGGGUGAGGCACGCCCCUGGUUGCCACCCCUCACAAUCCUCAUGCCACCCCCUUGCCACCCUAAAAAUAAUUUUCUAGAUCCACCCCUGGAUAGAUGUGAGCUCAUAGUUGUGGUUUGGUUUGUUCUAUUUCAGCUCCACCACACGGACCAGUGAGGGAGGAGCAGCAGUUAUUCACUUUAUUGUGACAUAAAUACAUAAUUAUGAAAACAGCUAAUACCACCAUUACAAUAAAGAGCCAUCAAAAUAUUGCUCCAUUUCCCUUGUUCGUUGAACACAGCAGAAUACAACUUUUCAUAAUAGCACAUAAAUUCUGUUCAAUUUAAUACUAAAUGGGUCACGACAGCAUUUUUGGAGAAAACUUGCAUGUUAAUCAGUGUGACAUUCUGUGAAAACCUUUCAAGACUAUCAACAUUAUUCUGAAGCUCUGACGCAGGUUUCAGGAAGUCUUGAGUCUUUAACAGUCUGUCAUCAUUCAGUCAGUAUGGAGCUCGGUCAACUUCCUCUUGUGUUCUUGCUGAUUUCAAACAUCUACUCUCAACAUACUGAAGUGACCAUCAAACCUGCUCAACAUGUAUUCAGAGGAGAGACAGUCACUCUCAGAUGUGACAUAUAUGCUGAAGGAGUCUCUAGCUGGCAGUACAGCUGGUAUAAAGACAGUUCAGGCAAUGUUUUCAGUGAACUACAGGAACACACAUUCAGUUCUGUUACUGAGUCUGACGCAGGUAAAUACUCCUGUUAUGGAGUAGAGAGAGAAGGAUCACGAACAUCACGCAGCAGUGAUGAAGUUACACUGACAGUAUCAGGUGAGUUUGAUCAUCUCUUCACACACACACACAAGUUUAUCAUGUUAUUAAUGAGUGAUUUCUCAUCUUCAGAUCCCAGAGCAGUGUUAAGUGUUUCUCCACAGACGUGGUUGACUGAAGGAGAUCCAGUGACUCUGAUCUGUGAGGUUAGCGGCUCCUCUACAGGCUGGACAUUCAGCUGGUUCACUGAUACUGGUUCAUCAGACUACAGCAGUUGUUAUGAUCUGCUCUCAGACAGCAGCAGAGGAGCAGGAGGAAACUACACUGUCAGUUCUGCUGCUCUAAAUCACACAGGAGUUUAUGUGUGCAGAGCAGAGAGAGGAGAACCAGCCUAUAAAACACAGUACAGCAACACACAGUUAAUAUGUGUCACUGGUGUUUCUCCUCCAGUCUCUCUGAUCGUCAGACCCAGCAGAACUCAACACUUCACAUCUGACUCUCUCUCUCUGAGCUGUGAGGACCAGAGUAACUCUACUGGAUGGACAGUGAGAAGAUACACAGACAGCUGGCGGCUGGAAGAUUGUUCAUCAUUACGUCGAGGAUCACAAACAGGAUCUACAUGUACAAUCAGAGACACCAUCACACAUGACACUGGAGUGUACUGGUGUGAGUCUGAAUCUGGAGAGAAAUAUCAUCCUGUUAAUAUCACUGUACACCUUGGUGUGAUUCUGGAGAGUCCUGUUCAUCCUGUGACUGAAGGAGAAACUCUGACUCUACGCUGUUUAGAUCGACACACAACUCCACCAAACCUCAGAGCUGAUUUCUAUAAAGAUGGGUCACUCAUCCAGAGUCAAACUACAGAGAUGAUCAUCUCUACUGUCUUAAAGUCACACGAGGGUUUCUACUCCUGCAAACACCGAGAGAGAGAGUCACCCAAGAGCUGGAUCUCAGUCACAGCGUCUCAUUCAGGAUCUCAGAUCUCUGUCCUCCACACACUCAGUUCUGUUCUGGCAGUUUCUCCAUAUCUGCUAGUGACAGUCGUGCUGAUUUUCAAAUGCUGCAGGAUGAGAGCUGCAUCUGUUGAAGAGCAAGAAACUGCAAUCUGAUCUAAAUCUGUCAUGAUGGUGAGAAAACUCAGACUGAACAUGAUUACUUACUGUAAAAGUCAUGUUUUGAGAGAGACUCCUUUUGGCAUCUCACAGUUUUUAAAGUCAUCAUGAACCAGCAUCUCAACUCUUUUGACUUCUGAGUGAAACAAGAUAUUCAACGAAAAAACAUGUAGAGAAGAACUUGAUUUGAUCCACCAGGAAUUAAUUGUAUUGUUAAAAAAAAGUAGUUAUAUACAUUCUGCUUUUUUUUCUGCUUUACCAUCAUAAUUAGGGGUGUGCAAUAUUGAUAAAAAAAGGUUACAUCUCUAUUUCCUGGGUGACCAAGUUGUGUAUACAAGGUGUCGUAUUGGACAUACUAGAUUAACUCAUGAUUGCUGAAGAAGCACCAAAAUGUCAAUAUUGCAGGACUCACUUGACAGUGAAACAUGUGCUUUUGUUCUGCACAAUAAAGGUUAUUAUCAGGACUUGUUUUAUAAGAUGGACCAGAAAAACUUUUACAAUUUCUUUCAAAAGUAAAUUUAAAGAAUAUUUUACAUAAUUUGAUGUAUAAAACUUUGUUUUAUAAUUGCUUUAUUUAAUUUUUGUAUUUUGUAUCGUGUACUACUGUAUUGUUAUAAUAUUUGUUUACCAUGAAACAAUAGCAAUAAACUUAAAUCAAGUCAA
Messenger RNA from Onychostoma macrolepis, 7341 nucleotides. RefSeq names its product Fc receptor-like protein 2. Gene Ontology annotation, molecular function: transmembrane signaling receptor activity. Bases 5308 to 6675 code for a protein of 455 amino acids. Lineage: Eukaryota; Metazoa; Chordata; Actinopteri; Cypriniformes; Cyprinidae. Gene Ontology annotation, biological process: cell surface receptor signaling pathway. The record is from RefSeq and is a predicted model, not a curated record. The transcript is spliced from 8 exons.